GCAACUGCUUUCCCCUCACUGUGUCAGUCCUUUCUUCCACACAGUAGGGCACAUAUCAGGACUAACUGUGAUACCACCCUCCCACAGCCACUGAGACCCCUUGUAAUUGGGCAGGUCUAGAUACCCUGAGCUCCUCAAUCUUACAACUCAAGACCAUUUGAGAAGGUAGAAGGCAAAGGCUUGGAUCAUGAAGACCUUUGUGAAUAUAGUACUAGGACUUUUUGUUGUGAAAGCAGUUUUUGCUGUUCCAUCAAGGCAAAGAAGACAGGCCUUCGACUUCAACACAUAUGAUGCUGAGCACUAUGAUGUGGAUUUGGAAAACCUCCACUUGGAAAAUCAAGACACCUUCAACUAUGACGAUGAACUUACAAUUGAUGAACCCCAGAUUGAGAUUGGCACCCUGCCACCCCUAGUGAACAGAUAUCAGCAACCCAGCACUUCUGUGGAAGAGGAGGAAGAGGAGCUUCCCCUCAAGCCCCUCACCCCUGCACAGAGCUCUGGGGGAUCGGGACUGCUAGGACCUGACACACAGGCAGGUUUGCCCACCUGCCUACUGUGCACCUGCCUGGGAGGGUCAGUCUACUGUGAUGAUGUGAAGCUAGAAACAGUUCCUCCUCUUCCAAAAGAAACAACUCACUUCUAUGCUCGCUACAACAAGAUUAAGAAGAUCAACAAGUCUGAUUUUGCAGAAAUGAACAAGAUGAAGAGGAUUGACCUGACGAGCAAUCAGAUUUCUGAGAUUGAUGAGGAUGCAUUCAGGAGCCUGCCUCAGUUGGAGGAACUGGUGGUGAGGGAGAACAAGAUCCGCCAGCUGCCUGAGCUGCCCAGUACCAUGACCCUGAUUGACGUCAGCCACAAUAAGCUGGGGAGCAAUGGAAUCAAGAAUGAGGCCUUCAAGGAUAUGCAUAAUCUAAUGUAUCUGUACCUUACUGACAACAACCUGAACCACAUUCCCCUUCCUCUGCCUGAACCUCUGCGGUCUCUUCACCUCCAGAACAACAACAUUCAAAUGAUGCACGAAGACACAUUCUGCAAUUUGAAAAAUGUCAAUUAUAUCCGCAAAGCCCUUGAGGAUGUCAGACUGGAUGGUAAUCCCAUUAACCUCAGCAGGACACCACAGGCUUACAUUUGCUUGCCUCGUGUACCUACAGGACGACUCUAUUAACUCUUUAUCAUUUUCUUUUUUUUAAAUCAAAAUAAAUCAUCUUGUCUGCACCAUCUGAGAAAAGAGCAAUUUUUUCUGUAAACUUUAAAUCCAUUUAUAAUUUAACAACCUUGCACACAUAUCAGUAUUUUUUUCACAUAACAGCCUUCAGUGACCAAUGUUAACAGCAAAUAAUGAUAAUGUUGUAAAAAUGAAAACAGCUGUACUUUAUAUGCAGAAGUUAUAAUCAAUUAUUUUAGAAAUGAUUAGUAAUAUUUGUUCUUUUUGAAAGGUAAUAUUGAAUGUCUUUUGAAAUAAAAAAGCAUUAUGCAAAAAACUUUGUAAAGUCUGAAAUAUAAACACAAUUCUCUUAAGUAAUAAUUAACUUUUUUUAAUGUCAACUACAACACUGGUUAUAUACAGUGCAAAGACUAUAUAUUUACUGUAUAAGCACGCACAGCAGCUGAUACACGUAUUGGCUCUAUUAAAGCUUUGUGUGACUGAAGGGGUCAGAGGUGGGGCAUGGAGUUAUUGGUAGUUAUGGCCUAUGUGUGUGCUCUGUAAUUAUUGCAAAUAUUAUAUUGAUGUUAUUUCAUUGAAUAAAAUUGUUUGAAGGACCUCUCCACAAACAGGAGUGGCUAAACUUUUUUAUUGUUAGCUAACUCCGAGAAUGCUCCGAAAUAACAAAAAAACAGAAUUUCUAAAAACAAUAAAAAAUAGAUUAAU
This is a messenger RNA of Lepisosteus oculatus (spotted gar), 1870 nucleotides long. RefSeq names its product epiphycan (gene epyc). NCBI's taxonomy places the organism in Eukaryota, Metazoa, Chordata, Actinopteri, Semionotiformes, Lepisosteidae. The record is from RefSeq and is a predicted model, not a curated record. Gene Ontology annotation, cellular component: extracellular matrix. Gene Ontology annotation, biological process: bone development; articular cartilage development. Gene Ontology annotation, molecular function: protein binding.